AGUCAAGCACAAGUGGAGUAAGAUGUUUCCCUCAUUUCCCACCAUGACUGUACUUGUCCCGCUGUUGUCUUUAGCUGGCCUGUUAUAUUCAGCCAGUGUGGAUGAAAAUUUCCCUCAGGGCUGCACAAAUACAACCAGUAUAUGUUUCUACAGCCUGCUGCUUCCAAUUACAAUCCCAGUUUAUGUAUUUUUCCAUCUUUGGACCUGGAUGGGCCUUAAACUUUUUCGCCACAACUAGAUUCUGCUUAACUAUAAGAAGCUUCUUGGAAUAAAGAAUGGAGUGAUGCUUUUUGAAAAACCAUCUCUUAAUAUUUUGUCCCAUGUACCUGAAAUUAUCUUUUGAAACAGAGAUUAACUAUCUUCAAAUGCAAGUACAUCUAACUAAAUUGAAAAUUAGGGCAUGCUUACAGGCACUUUAGCAGUCUAGCACCAAAGUAGACACACAGGAAUAUCAAACAAGAAGUAAAAUAUCAAAUAUAGAAAUCAAACAACAGUAUGAAGUGAUACACUUCACACAAUGAAGUGAUACGUAUUUCAACAAAAGAUCUUAGGCAUGCAACAAGGCAAUCUAGAUGUGUCUGGUUGUGUAGGGAAUGUAAUUUUUCUGGUCUUUGGUGAAAAAAACCCUGCAGGGUUAUUCCAAAAGACAGUUUCAUUACCUAAUUAUUUCAGGAAAUUAUUAAUAUACCCUGUGUGUGCAACAUAGUGCUUUGAUUGUCAAACUCAUGGAUGAAAGAUUUGAAUAUGUAACAUGGACAUAGGUAUACUAUAUAGAGAGUUCUUGGUUUACCAAUGAUGUAAAGUUAGACAUAGUAAUGAACAGCUUCUAGGAUUCCUCUGCUCUAUUGUUCUGCAGGGACCCAGAAUUUUGAAUUCAGGUCCACAAAUAAAUUAGAGUGAUGUGUCAUGAAACUUAUCACUAAAUGAAAAAUAAUGGAACUGAAUAGGAAAUUGUUUCUAAUAAAGCAUCUGCAAGGCCUAUGUAUUUUUA
Molecule: messenger RNA, 991 nt
Organism: Python bivittatus (Burmese python)
Lineage: Eukaryota; Metazoa; Chordata; Lepidosauria; Squamata; Pythonidae
Gene: PIGY
Product: phosphatidylinositol glycan anchor biosynthesis class Y
Biological process (GO): GPI anchor biosynthetic process
Cellular component (GO): glycosylphosphatidylinositol-N-acetylglucosaminyltransferase (GPI-GnT) complex
Source: RefSeq, a predicted model, not a curated record